AUGCCCACCGCAGUAGUCACAGGCGCCAACUCCGGCAUCGGCCACGCCUUCGCCCAGAUCCUCGUCAAAGAAGGCUACGACGUCUACGCCUGCGACAAGAUCCUCGGCGACAAAAUCAAUGCCCUAGGCUGCAAAACCUUCGAGCUGGAUGUCUCCUCCCAGUCCUCCAUCAACGACUUUGCCAAGCAAGUCCAGGGCAAGCCGCUAGAUCUCCUCCUGAACAUCGCCGGGAUGAUGGCAGGUCACGAGGCCGACAGCCUGGAGAAGGUCGACCAGGCCACGCUGGAGAAGGUGUUUGCGGUCAACACGUUUGGCCCGUUGCUUUUGACGCAGGCUCUACUGCCGAGUUUGCUGAAAGCGGAGAAGCCGAGACUCGGGUUCAUGAGUUCAAGGGUGGGGAGUAUUGCGGAUAAUAGCUCGGGAGGGAUGUAUGCGUAUCGGAGCUCGAAAGCAGCGCUUAACAGUAUAUGCAAGAGCAUGGCUGUGGAUUUGAGGGACAAGAACGUGGUCGUGGUUAUUAUGCAUCCUGGCUACGUGAAGACUGGACUGGAUCCUUCGACGCAUGAUUUGCCGGAGGCGGUCAUGCCGGAUGAAGCGGCUAGUAAGUUGUGGAAAGUACUCAUGAGUAAGAGUGUCGAGGAUACAGGCAAGUUUUGGCACAGAGAGGGUCAGGAGCUUCCCUGGUGA
This is a messenger RNA of Coniosporium apollinis CBS 100218, 687 nucleotides long. RefSeq lists its product as uncharacterized. Lineage: Eukaryota; Fungi; Ascomycota; Dothideomycetes. The transcript is spliced from 2 exons. Bases 1 to 687 code for a protein of 228 amino acids. The record is from RefSeq and is a predicted model, not a curated record. Gene Ontology annotation, molecular function: oxidoreductase activity, acting on the CH-OH group of donors, NAD or NADP as acceptor.